Messenger RNA from Dipodomys ordii (Ord's kangaroo rat), 1749 nucleotides. It is a transcript of the gene Garin4, whose product is annotated as family with sequence similarity 71, member A. The transcript has a single exon. Gene Ontology annotation, cellular component: nucleus. The record is from RefSeq and is a predicted model, not a curated record. Lineage: Eukaryota; Metazoa; Chordata; Mammalia; Rodentia; Heteromyidae. Bases 1 to 1749 code for a protein of 582 amino acids.
AUGGCCACGAAAAGUGAGUGUGUGUUGCCCUAUUACACCGCCCAAAGUGCCUCGGGCGUGGGCCUGUUCAAUACUGCGAUGGGGAAACUACAGAGGCAACUGUAUAAGGGAGAGUAUGAUAUUUUCAAGUAUGCACCGAUAUUUGAGAGUGACUUUAUCCAGAUCACCAAAAGGGGAGAAGUGAUCGACGUGCACAACCGGGUCCGGAUGGUGACCGUGGGGAUUGCCAGCACCAGCCCCAUUCUCCCACUUCCAGAUGUCAUGCUGCUGGCUCGACCAGCCACCAGCACUGAGGACCCGGCUGGACGAGGCCCAAACAAGGGAAGAAAGCGCAGGGCCACCAGGCCGUUGGAGCUCACCAGGCUCCUUCCACUGAAGUUUGUAAGGAUCUCUAUUCACGAUCAUGGGAAACAACAGCUUCGCCUGAAAUUUGCCACGGGCCGUUCUUGCUACCUGCAGCUGUGCCCCCCUCUUGACGCCCGGGAAGAUCUCUUUGCCUAUUGGGAAAAACUGAUUUACCUCCUGCGACCGCCUGUGGACAGUAACAGCAGUACCUACGCCAUCCCGGCUGAGGACACAAUAUGCAUGCCUUCAUUUGAGGAAGAGGACAGGACAAGUUUGACAGCUGCUGAGUUCCAAGGGAAAGGAGAUCAGGACCAAGUCAGCAUCAGGAGCCUCCACCUGGUCCAUGAAGUGCACAGAGCCACCUCCGCUGCUUACGCUGGUGGGGAGAGAACAAAGUACGACCUCCACAAAUCCACUACCUUGCCUGAUGCGUCUACCCCCAAAAGAAAACUUACCAUCCUUAGCAAGGAGUCAACAGCUAGAGCAGGGGCAGCAGCAAUCGCAGGCACUUUGGGUGUAGCAGCAACCAAGUCUGCAAGCUCUGGGCAGGUAAGCAAAGCCAUUGCAAGAGGGGUGGCCAUAGAGGCAAGAGGAAGCAAAAGCCACCUGACUAUCACAGGUACUUCCAAGACAUCCCCAAAGAGCUUUAGGGUUGCCAGGGCAGGAACAGCAAGCAAAUCCGUAGAGCACAUUCCCAACACAGGCACCGGCCUCUGCCCAGAAGGCAGCGUGGGAAUAACAAGAGUAGACGUUACUCACGAGAAUGUUGAACUAGAGAGUGACUUAGCCAUUGAAUUGCUCAGCUCCCCCUUGCUGAAUGAAAGCCGUAUGGGUAGACAGGCUGGCCAGCAGAGAAUCUCUCUGGACACAGCUCGCAAGGAGAAGAGGGAAAGAAGGGAGCAGCGAGAAAAGGAUAGAGGAAGACAUCAAACCAGGACCGGGGAAGGUCAUCGCAAGACAGAGGGGGACAAGAUAACCCGAAAAUCGAGUCACAGAGCCACUAGAGAUGAUAAGAAGGAAACAGGCUCAGUGGGCUCCUGGGAAAAUAGGCGUAAUAUUUCCCACAAGGGCAGGGGCCACAUCCCCAUCUCAAAGGAGUCAAGGACCUCCCACAAGUCCGGGAGGAGCUUUUCCACUGCAAGUUCAGCUUCUACAAACAAGAGACUCGGCCGGAUCAACUCUUUCUUGAAGAACAUCAGAUCCAACCUUACUACAAAGGGGAUAGCCUCACCCCGAGGCAUCGCCUCAUCACGUGGCAGAUCUGUCGACCUCAUGGCUAAGACAGUAGAGAGGGCCAACAUGGAGGCCAUCAUGGAGACAGCGGAGCAUGGCCAGGGAUUGGAGAUCAUUAAUUCUGUGACAUCUGAUAUCGUCGUCGAGACAAUGACCCUUGAAAGCCAUUAA